This is a messenger RNA of Rhopilema esculentum, 1473 nucleotides long. RefSeq names its product mitochondrial basic amino acids transporter. Gene Ontology annotation, biological process: mitochondrial L-ornithine transmembrane transport. Gene Ontology annotation, cellular component: mitochondrion. The record is from RefSeq and is a predicted model, not a curated record. Lineage: Eukaryota; Metazoa; Cnidaria; Scyphozoa; Rhizostomeae; Rhizostomatidae. Gene Ontology annotation, molecular function: high-affinity L-arginine transmembrane transporter activity.
UGUUGUUGUUAGAUUAGUUGCGAAACGUGACACUGGUGGAAAGGAAGAAUGGCUGAAAUAAGCGCUGGUCAAGAAUUUGAAGAAGUAUUACAUCUUCAGCCUCCAGAGACGUUAACAGGCAGUGCUUGGAUAAAACAUGCUUCUAUAAAUUUCAUCGCAGGCUGCAUGGGAGGGGCCGCAGGAACGUUAGUUGGGCAUCCUUUUGACACAGUCAAGGUACGAAUACAAACUCAAGGUGCUAAGAAACUAUACACUGGUGCUCUAGAUUGUGUCACCAAAACCAUCAAAAGUGAAGGAGUAAAUGGCGUUUACAAAGGGAUAACUGCACCACUCCUUGGCCUUACCAGUAUCAAUGCAAUAAUAUUUGGUGUACAUGGGAGUGCAGUGAAAUACAUGCAACCAGGCCUCAGGACAGAGGUAUUAGCAGGCAUGAUGGCGGGAGCUGCACAGAUGGUCAUUAUAAUUCCAAUUGAAUUAGCUAAAACUAGACUCCAGGUUCAAGGACAAGGCCAGCGACUUAAGAAGGACAGAAAAGUUUACACUGGCCCUUUAGAUUGCUUGAAGAAAAUAUACAAAAUGGAGGGAAUCCGGGGCUGUUAUAGAGGGACAUUGGCUGGUAUUUUACGGGAUAUCCCUGGAUUCGGUGUUUAUUUUGGUACUUAUUUCACAUUAACACACGCAAUUUUACCUAAAGGAAAAACAAUAAAUGAUAUAGGGCCAAUUGAAUUAAUGCUGGCUGGUGGACUGACUGGGAUGAUCUCGUGGACUUUCUCUUACCCCGCUGACAUGAUAAAAUCGAAAAUUCAAGCCGAAGGUUUGGCACCAGUUGGCAAGUAUAAGAGCUAUGCAGACUGUAUUAGACAGAGCAUCAAGGCAGAGGGUUAUGGUGUGUUUACCAGAGGACUGUCUGUUUGUGUUGUUAGGGCUUUCCCUGUCAAUGCUGCCACUUUCGCAGGCGUAGAGGUAGCAUUGAGGCUGAUGGGAGAGCACCGCAAGACGUGAAUUUUAUAACAGCGUAUUUGAAUUGAUAGUUGUUGUGGUAAUUAAUGAAUCUGAUGUGACUCUGUAGUCGCAUCAAACCUAUGUAAUAUAAACGUUUACAUGCUGCUAGUUUAACAUGACGGUUUUUCAAAUUUUAUGUACUUUCACAUUGGGUAGAAGAACAACAAAGGGUAGACGUAAGGAGGCGCGUUUUGUCAUGCCUAAUAAUAAUUUUUAACAAACUAAUCCGACACAUCCUCAGCCAUUCGAACAUUUUCUAUCACAUAUUUGUACCACGUGGAAUUUGAAUUUUAUUGGCCUAUAAUCGUGCGUGAUUUAUGCCAGUGAGUGUACGUUUGUAUUUAUUUUGAAUUAUUUAAAUGGUAAUCGCUAAGUUCACCUGAACUUGGUUGUACUUUGUAAGUUCACCUGAACUUAGAACGUAGUUAUUUGAGUAUUUUAGAAAAAUUCAAUUACAAUUGCUGCCUAAAA